ACGUGUUUCCAGUUAGUCUCCGCCCUCCUCCGACUGUGUGUAGUUGACCCAAAACUUGCAUGAUACGACUCGACUGUGAGUUUUGACUGCUUAUCUACCACAGUUUGAACACUAUUCAGCAUCUCCCGAGGCCGACGUUCAAAGAGCUUGGCUCUCUGUAUAAAGCAGAAUGUCUAAAAGUGAACAAGAGGAGAUGAUAGAGAUCGAGAUCGAUGAACGGGAGAAACAGGCAUGUCUGGAGGAAGGUGUCGAGGAGCAGACCAUCACUGCAUCAGACUUGAUUCAACAAGAUAUCGACAUAAAUGAGCCCAUUGGCAAUUUAAAGAAGCUUUUGGAGCCCCGUAUCCAAAUUUCACUGGACGCAUACGACAUUUGCUUGCAGGACAUUCAGCUUCACCCCGACCACAGCCUCUUCGACCAGGGAGUAAAGACAGAUGGCACCGUGCAGCUCAGCCUGCAGAUAAUAACCAAACAAGGUGAGGAGAAGUUGAACAUCUUGGAAAUCGUGAAGCCGGUGGAAACGGUAGAGGUGGUGAUCGAUCCAGAUGCGGCGGGAGAGGAGGGAACUAUGGUGGAGGAGGGCCAACUCAUUGCCGUGGAGCGAUCGGGCCUCUCGGACGAGACGUCGGAGCAGGUUACCCGCUGGGCCGCGGCACUUGAAGGCUACCGCAAAGAGCAGGUUCGCCUGGGCAUACCGUACGAUCCUGUGCUCUGGUCAGCUGACCAGGUGAUCCACUGGGCUGUGUGGGUCAUGAAAGAGUUCAACAUCGACGAGAUGGAAAUCGGUAGCAUUCACAUCCCAGGUCGGGAUCUGUGCUCAUUCAGCCAGGACGAGUUUCUUCAGAAGGUGCCCAACGGAGAGAUUCUCUGGAGUCACCUGGAACUUCUGCGCAAAUACGUGUUGGCGAGCCAGGACCAGUCUGGAGGGGACGCUACCGUCACCAUUGAUCAACCUGUGCAUAUAAUCCCAGCUCAAGUGAGCACGCCCACUGUCGUCAAGGUGUUGAAGCACAGCCGCGGCCCCAGAACUCCCCGUAUAUCUGGUGGAGAAGAGCGCAGCUCGCCCGGUAACCGCACAGGCAACAACGGCCAGAUCCAGCUGUGGCAGUUCCUGCUGGAGCUGCUGACGGACAAGGAUGCAAGAGACUGCAUCUCCUGGGUGGGCGAGGAGGGCGAGUUCAAACUCAACCAGCCGGAGCUUGUGGCCCAGAAAUGGGGUCAGCGCAAGAACAAGCCCACCAUGAACUACGAGAAACUCAGCAGAGCCCUCAGGUACUACUACGACGGGGACAUGAUCAGCAAGGUGCAGGGCAAGCGCUUUGUUUACAAGUUUGUGUGCGACCUGAGAACUCUGAUUGGCUACAGCGCCGCCGAGCUCAACAACCUGGUGACCGACUGUGAACAGAAGAAGCUGGCGCGCAUGCAGAUGCACGGCAUCGGACAGCCCAUCACCACAGUGACGCUGGCCACCACGCUAGAAAAAGAAAGUUAAAGGAGGUCGCGUCGAAGAGCCCUCAGGCUGCCAAAGUUUGCUUUUCACCACUGACUGGAAAAACAAAACAACUCUGCUUUUCUUUUUUUUGGACGCGCCUGUGUCCACCAGGAUCCCCGAUCAGCGCGGAUUAUCAACUAUCAUUCUCUUCUUAAGUCUGGAAGUUUUACAGAGGCAGUUUUUUUCUUUUUCUCUAACUAUAACGAAUGUGGCGGGCGAAUGUGAGAAAUGUUUUGCAUCUGACUGAAUGGGUGAAUGUGUGAGUGAAACAUUGUAGUUUAGGAUAAUUUCCACUGUAUAUACCGGCGUUUCAUGUUUUUGAUAGCCACCAGGACAAGUGUAUUUUCAUACUUUCCAUUAAUAAAGACCUGUUUUGUAUUUUAUUUAGUGUUUGUUCCCCAAAUGGUUGGACCCUUUUUUGUCCACUAGAGGGAAUAAAGUGGCAAGCUUUUUUUUUA
Messenger RNA from Gasterosteus aculeatus aculeatus (three-spined stickleback), 1950 nucleotides. RefSeq names its product GA binding protein transcription factor subunit alpha (gene gabpa). Gene Ontology annotation, molecular function: sequence-specific DNA binding; DNA-binding transcription factor activity, RNA polymerase II-specific. Gene Ontology annotation, cellular component: nucleus. NCBI's taxonomy places the organism in Eukaryota, Metazoa, Chordata, Actinopteri, Perciformes, Gasterosteidae. The record is from RefSeq and is a predicted model, not a curated record. Gene Ontology annotation, biological process: cell differentiation; regulation of transcription by RNA polymerase II.